Molecule: messenger RNA, 581 nt
Organism: Brachypodium distachyon (stiff brome)
Lineage: Eukaryota; Viridiplantae; Streptophyta; Magnoliopsida; Poales; Poaceae
Product: protein DELETION OF SUV3 SUPPRESSOR 1(I)
Exons: 3
Coding region: 195-419 (74 amino acids)
Biological process (GO): proteasome assembly; mRNA export from nucleus; double-strand break repair via homologous recombination
Cellular component (GO): proteasome regulatory particle, lid subcomplex; proteasome complex
Source: RefSeq, a predicted model, not a curated record
UAAUUUUUUUUUAGGAACAUUUACUCUUAAUUUGAUCUAACCACGCUUGGACGCUCAGGUCAAAAUACCGGCCAUUUACCAACAGCCUACUCGCGAGCUCCCCGAUCCCAUCGGCGAGGCUAGGCGGCCGCUUGCGACUUUUAUCGACAAGGUUUCGUUCGUGGUUGUUCUGUCGCGGGUGUAGGGCGCUGCUGAUGGCAGGGACGCCGAAGAACGACGCGGCAGAGGCGGCCAAGAUGGACCUGCUCGAGGAUGACGACGAGUUCGAGGAGUUUGAGGUCGACCAAGAGUGGGAUGACAAGGAAGAUGGGGAUGAAGCAGUUCAGCAAUGGGAGAAUGACUGGGACGAUGAUGAUGUCAAUGAUGACUUCUCCUUGCAGCUCAGGAAAGAGCUGGAGAGCUACUCGUCAAAGAACUAGGAUUUGCGGUCUUGCAUUUGCGUUCUGUGAUCUUGUCCGACAACAGACAGCUACAGGCACCAUGUGUUCCUGUGAUAAAUAGUUCUUUCACAUUUUUUUUGUCAGACAACAGUACAGCACCAUCCUAGCAAUUUUAUUUUGACAGAAACUGCAGUUCAGUGA